This is a messenger RNA of Coffea eugenioides, 3034 nucleotides long. Its product is annotated as probable inactive histone-lysine N-methyltransferase SUVR2. Lineage: Eukaryota; Viridiplantae; Streptophyta; Magnoliopsida; Gentianales; Rubiaceae. Gene Ontology annotation, molecular function: histone methyltransferase activity; protein binding; zinc ion binding. Gene Ontology annotation, cellular component: nucleus. Bases 12 to 2699 code for a protein of 895 amino acids. The record is from RefSeq and is a predicted model, not a curated record. The transcript is spliced from 12 exons.
AUUUGGUAAAAAUGCUUCUUCAAAAUGAGGUAGUUUUUGUUUAUUCAUUUAUUCUGUUGGUGGGUUCUAAAGGGCUGGAAACUAGAGCCUUUUCUGCGGUCAAUGUAGAAAUCCAGAAUUACAAACUUAUGGCGCCAAAUCCUAAGUUUGCAAAGGCUUACAAGGCUAUGAGAGCUCUCGGUUAUCCUCAGCAUAUUGUAAAACCUGUAUUAAAGAGUCUUUUGGACGUGUAUAACCAAAAUUGGCAGCAUAUUGAGGAUCAGAACUAUACUGUUCUGGUGGAUGCUAUUCUUGAGAGUGAGGAAUGCAAGGAAAGGGAACAGCAGAAAUUCCACUUAGUAGAUGAGCCAGAAGAGGAUGAGCCACCAUUGAAAAAGUCAAGAUUGAGAAGUCAAGCUGUUCAAGCUUUGUCUUCUCCUGGUGAUUCCAGCCCAAGUUUUAAAGGAACUAUGGAUAAGCCAGUUCAUCAUGUUGAAUAUGUAAUUCCUGAAUCUAAUGGGAAGGAAAAGAUGAUUGAGUCGGUUCAUGUUCAUCUCUUUGAUAAUGAAACAGAAGCCAAGGUCCUGUCUCCGGUGCCACAUUAUCGAAGAGAAGUGAAAACCACUACUCCAAAUUCUUCUUCAGGAUCAAAACCAAAAAAGAAAAUUCAAGUGUCGGCUCAUGAUAAAACCAACGAGUCUGAUUUGCUCUCACCAGGAACACAACUUAAUGAGAAUUAUGAUACUUACACCUCCUGUUCAAUCGUUCCCAGAAUGGUAGAUGAAACAGGUAAAAAAGAGCUGUUGCCUGAUGACCUAUCAGAGCUUGAGGUUCCUCUCUCUGUAGUUCUUCCUGGUGAUUCUUCUAAUGCGAAAGUACAUAUUUCAACAUCCCUUGAAGUUAUUGAUCUCGACAUGGAAGAUACAAAUAAUGUGGAAUUGUUGACUCAAGGUGAUUCUUCUAAUGCAAAAGAACCUUUUUCAACAUCACUUGAACAGAUUGAUCUUGACAUGGAAGAUCCAUCUGCAUUCUCUCUAUGUUAUGAAGAUGAAUCUUCAAGUGGAAAGGAUUCUCUUCCUCAAGGAAAUUGUCUGGAAUAUGAAUGUUCAGUUGCAACAAAAGAGGAAAAUAAAUCCUCAACCUCUUCACAAAUAGACAUUGCUUCUUCUUCCAGCGGGGAGGUUAAACUUUCUAUAAUCUAUGAAUCUUCCCUUCCAUCAAAUUUUUGUAUUCCAAGUUUAGAUGCCCUCUUUAGGCGGAUGGAGGAAAAGCUUCAUAAAUCAUACAGAAUCAAUCAAUCUGGUUUCUCUGUGAUGAAUCUGAUGAAAGAUAUAUGUGAGGGCUUUUUAGCAGUGGGGACCAACACCACUCUUGAUGAAGGAGUAAGUUCUGCUGAAGCACAUGCCAAUCCAGUUGCUCCUAGAAUUUUAGAUACUCAAGAUGUUUUAAAUAGGAAUGUCAGUCAUCAAGUUGGUUUUUGCGUUGCACCGAAUAUUUCACUGGGGCCUGUAGAGUUUCAAAGCCUAAAUGAAGCUCCACCCAAGAUUCCAAAGUUUCAAAGUUUGAAUUGUUUUGACUUAAGCCGCUGCAAGAUAGAUUUAACCAUGCAGGGGACCUUCAGUGAACGGAACAAAAACAGUCUAGCACUUGGAGACCAAAAAUCUUCAACUUCAACCAGUAUGGUGAUUGUUCAGACGCAACAUUUUUCUAAUGACAUGCUCAGUUCUGCUUAUUAUAUUGAUGAUAUUACAAGAGGGGAAGAGAAUUUGGAGAUUUCAUUGAUAAAUGAAAUUAACAAUGAGCAUCAGCCUAUUUUUAAGUACAUUCCCAGAAACAUCACUUAUCAAAGUGCGUAUGUUAAAUUUCUUCUUGCUCGUAUAUCUGAUGAGAAUUGCUGUUCCAAUUGCUUUGGAGAUUGUUUAUCUUCCAAAAUCCCUUGUGCUUGUGCUGGUGAAACUGGUGGUGAGUUUGCUUACAUGCCAGGGGGUAUUGUUAAAGAAAAGUUUCUUGAAGACUGUAUGUUGAUGAAUCGGAGUCCCCAGCAGAAAAAUCUUUUCUACUGUCAAGAGUGUCCACUAGAAAGGUCCAAAGAUAAAAACUUAUCUGGCAAAUGCAAGGGCCAUCUUGUCAGGAAGUUUAUAAAAGAGUGCUGGUAUAAAUGUGGUUGUAUUAAGGAUUGUGGCAAUCGCGUUGUUCAGCGAGGCAUAACAUGCAAAUUGCAGGUGUUUAUGACACCCGAAGGAAAAGGAUGGGGUCUUAGAACCCUUGAGGACUUGCCUAAAGGUGCCUUUAUUUGUGAGUAUGUGGGAGAAAUAGUGACCAACAUGGAACUUUUUGACCGAAAUUCACAACACACUGGAAAGAAGCACACAUAUCCUGUGCUGCUAGAUGCGGACUGGUGUACCGAAGGAGUCCUGAAGGAUGAGGAAGCCCUUUGUUUGGACGCUACCUUUUAUGGAAAUGUUGCUAGAUUUGUCAAUCACAGAUGUGACGAUGCAAACUUGGUUGAGAUUCCAGUUGAAGUGGAGACUCCAGAUCAUCACUAUUACCAUCUUGCUUUUUUCACGACAAGGAAAGUUGAUGCUUUUGAAGAGUUGACGUGGGACUAUGGCAUUGACUUCAGUGAUCAUACUCAUCCAGUGAAGGCUUUCAAGUGUGGCUGCGGUAGUCAAUUCUGCCGAGACAAGAAAUCUUUGAAAAGUGUUAGAUCUCGCGGAUAAUUCUCAGAGAAUGAAGCUGGAAAAGGGUGUCCAUGCUUUGAUAUUCUGUGUUGCAAUCUUUUUUGCUUGUUUUUAAGGUGGUCUAUGCUAAUUAAGAGAUCAAUUGCAUGUAGUGUUAUGCACCAUACUUAGUCAUACUUCUGUCAAAUUCUCAACAGUGGCAAGGGAUAACGGAUGUAGUUGGCGUGCGUAGUACAGAAUUGGUUGAUUAAAAGAAUUUCCAUGUUGAGAGCUACAAUUUACAGCACUCUAUGCAAACACAUAUGGUUUCAGUUGCUAAAGUUUAUUGGUUUAAGGGCGCAUACAGUUAUGUACAAUACAUUUGUCCUUUUUGU